Menidia menidia (Atlantic silverside) is the source of this 591-nucleotide messenger RNA. NCBI's taxonomy places the organism in Eukaryota, Metazoa, Chordata, Actinopteri, Atheriniformes, Atherinopsidae. The record is from the annotation of a GenBank genome assembly.
UUACACGGAGCGAACAUGGCUGCGCCCACAGGACACAGCAAACCAUCAGCUUCGUUUGAGGGUUUUCCGUUCCCAGUGGCCAGCAAACCACCCGAUGACAGCUCUGGUAAAGAACAAGGGCAACCUGGAGAGGUAAAAAAGAAGCCAUGUAGAGCCUGCACGGACUUUAAAUCGUGGAUGAAGCUGCAGAAACAGCAGACGACAGCAGUUGCACAGGAGACCCGUGUUCUAGAAACAGAACAGCAAGAGCCACAGUGUCCACUGGACAGGGAAGAGUUGGGGCGAAGUUCAUGGUCUUUCCUCCAUACCAUGGCAGCGUAUUAUCCAGAUCAGCCGACGUCUGUACAGCAGCAGGAGAUGGGACAGUUCAUCAGCCUCUUUUCCAAGUUCUACCCAUGUGAGGAAUGUGCGGAAGACCUCCGGGGCAGGUUGAAAACCGAUCGGCCGGACACCAGCAACCGCCACGCUCUGUCUCAGUGGCUCUGUCGCCUUCACAACAACGUCAACGUCAGGCUGGGGAAGCCUGAGUUUGACUGCUCACGUGUGGACGAGAGAUGGAAAGACGGAUGGAAGGAUGGUUCCUGCGAUUGA